Hippocampus comes (tiger tail seahorse) is the source of this 2841-nucleotide messenger RNA. It is a transcript of the gene gpr85, whose product is annotated as G protein-coupled receptor 85. The transcript is spliced from 2 exons. NCBI's taxonomy places the organism in Eukaryota, Metazoa, Chordata, Actinopteri, Syngnathiformes, Syngnathidae. Gene Ontology annotation, cellular component: plasma membrane. The record is from RefSeq and is a predicted model, not a curated record. Gene Ontology annotation, molecular function: G protein-coupled receptor activity. Gene Ontology annotation, biological process: G protein-coupled receptor signaling pathway. The coding region runs from base 420 to 1553 and encodes 377 amino acids.
GGCAGCAGAGGCCCAGUUGAGUGGAUGAGAGCUGCUGCUGCUGCUGCUGCUGCUGCUGCUGCAACAAGAGACAGGACGCGUCUUGGAUCACAAAUAGGGAUGCAGAGCGCAUGCGCACUGCUCCCCGUUUACUGUAUGAUAUUCGCCGUGGUGGAAAAAAAAGGGUUAGGGGCAGGCAACAAUCGGGAUUUCUUAAAGCAGCGACAAAACACGACGAAAUAAUCUCCAGGAGAUGUGACAAAGGAGUUUUACCAACAGGUGUGAUGAGACAAAGGAACAAAGGAUGCCUUAGAGGAGAGGUUGCCUACAUGCCCGGAAAUCUCCUCAAAGCCUACCGCAGCCGAAUGGAUCUAACGCCCCCCCCCCUCGGCCGCCUCCAGAUCAUGAUCCUCGGCUGAAGCUAUCCCCGCUCAUUCUUUAUGAUCCCUCCUCCAUCUAUGGCGAACUAUAGCCAUGCAGGGGACCACACCAUCUUGCAGAAUGUCUCUCCUCUCGCCACCUUCCUCAAACUGACCUCCCUGGGCUUCAUCAUCGGCGUCGGCGUGGUCGGGAACCUGCUGAUCUCCAUCCUGCUGGUCAAAGACAAGAGCCUGCACCGGGCGCCCUACUACUUCCUGCUGGACCUGUGCGCCUCCGACAUCCUGCGCUCGGCCAUCUGCUUCCCCUUCGUCUUCACCUCGGUCAAGAAUGGCUCGGCGUGGAGCUACGGCACGCUGACGUGCAAGGUGAUCGCCUUCCUGGGCGUGCUCUCCUGUUUCCACACGGCCUUCAUGCUCUUCUGCGUGAGCGUGACCCGCUACCUGGCCAUUGCCCACCACCGCUUCUACACCAAGAGGCUGACCUUCUGGACGUGCCUGGCCGUCAUCUGCAUGGUGUGGACGCUGUCGGUGGCCAUGGCCUUCCCGCCCGUGCUCGACGUGGGCACGUACUCGUUCAUCCAGGAGGAGGACCAGUGCACCUUCCAGCACCGCUCCUUCCGGGCCAACGACUCGCUGGGCUUCAUGCUCCUGCUGGCGCUCAUCCUGCUGGCCACGCAGCUGGUCUACCUCAAGCUCAUCUUCUUUGUCCACGACCGGCGAAAAAUGAAGCCCGUCCAGUUCGUGCCCGCCGUCAGCCAGAACUGGACCUUCCACGGGCCCGGCGCCAGCGGCCAGGCGGCCGCCAACUGGCUGGCCGGCUUCGGCCGGGGCCCCACUCCGCCCACCUUGCUGGGCAUCCGGCAGAACGGCAACACGGCGGGCCGCCGGCGUCUCCUGGUUUUGGACGAGUUCAAAACGGAGAAGAGGAUUAGUAGGAUGUUCUACAUCAUGACCUUUUUCUUCCUGGCGCUCUGGGGGCCUUAUCUGGUGGCCUGCUACUGGCGGGUGUUCGCCAGGGGCCCCGUGGUGCCGGCGGGCUACCUGACGGCCGCCGUCUGGAUGAGCUUUGCCCAGGCCGGGGUCAACCCCUUCAUCUGCAUCUUCUCCAACAGGGAGCUGCGGCGCUGCUUCAGCACCACGCUCCUCUACUGCCGAAAAUCCAGGUUACCGAGGGAACCCUACUGUGUUAUAUGAAGGUUUUUAACUCCGCCCCCCCCCCUUCACUUUUGCCCCUGAUCAAUCUGGGCUUUUUCUUCUUGUACAGCUUUCUCUCUCUCUCUCUCUCUCUCUCUCUCUCUCUCUCUCUCUCUCUCUCUCUCUCUGCUAGCUUUUCUUCUCCUCGUCCCUCCUUUCCAGCAGCCAACCACUUGAGGUGAUCGCACCCCCCCCCAAAAAAAAAAAAAAAAAAAAGGAGGCCGAAGGAGUACAACAGGGCUCUGUGGUAUGCCCCUUGUCGUUUCGUGGAAGGCCAUGCCCAUGCAGAGAAGCAAAAACGCAGACAAUGAAAACGCUUUGGAUUUUGUUUUUUUGUUUUUUUUUUGUUUUUUUUCCAAGAUGCAUUAAUCUGUGAAGGUGUGAAAUACAACAAAGAUGAGGGAAAAAAGAAUACAACAAAGAAAUGAUACCUCUCAAGGAAUCACUGGAAAUGUUUUACAUUUUUCAGAAUUGCACUACACAACAAAGAAGAUGUAAAGAUGUUGCAAAGACAACGCCCCCCCCCCCUUCCCUUUUCUCCAAACUAAACGAUGAAUGCUUUAAUUUGCAACAGACUACACACUCAAAAAAUGCUGUAAGUAAGGCAAACGUGUUGGAAUUACACCAUCACCAGAGGAUAAAGUGGUUUAAAUGUAAGUGGUAACUUUUUUUCAUUUACCAAGGGGAUGGGGGGGCGGGUGGAUUUUUCUGACGUGCGUUUUUUGAAAUUUCAACUAGAAUGGAUCUUUUGUAGUUUUCGCCAUAUGUCCCGAAUAGUGUCUGCCAUUGUUUUUUUUUUUUUUUUUUUUUUAAUUAUCACCUUUUUCAGCGGGGGGAUGGAAAUGCGGAUUUUUCUUUGACAAGAAGCUUUGAGGAACAAACUUGUGCUUAAAAAAAAAAAAAAAAAAACAUUUGAAGAUAAGUGUGUGAUCAUAUCCACGUACGCUAAACACUGUCAUAUUGUUACCGAUGCCAGUCCGGGUGUUCUUGCCUUAAUGGUUACAAUGCUAUCGUCAUCUAAGUUCAUUCGAUGCACUCCUAUGAAGUCAGUCCUUGGAUGCAAGGGGAAGUUAUGAUUUCUUUUUAUUUUUUUAAUCACAUGACGUGCAUGUCCUCUUUUUUUUUUUUUUUUUUACAGGUUUCUCUGACCACCGCGUGCUCAGAGCACAGACAAUGAGUGUGUGUGCGUGAGUGCAUCAAACACUUCAAGACCAGAGCCUUAGUAUGAUAUCUUGCACAAUUUGUAAAAAACAAAAAAACAAAAAACAAAACAAAAACAAGACAAAAA